Sander lucioperca (pikeperch) is the source of this 2649-nucleotide messenger RNA. RefSeq names its product frizzled class receptor 2 (gene fzd2). The record is from RefSeq and is a predicted model, not a curated record. NCBI's taxonomy places the organism in Eukaryota, Metazoa, Chordata, Actinopteri, Perciformes, Percidae. Gene Ontology annotation, molecular function: Wnt-protein binding; Wnt receptor activity. The transcript has a single exon. Gene Ontology annotation, biological process: canonical Wnt signaling pathway; non-canonical Wnt signaling pathway. The coding region runs from base 210 to 1838 and encodes 542 amino acids. Gene Ontology annotation, cellular component: plasma membrane.
AACAGGAGUUGUGGAAAAGAAAAAAGUCAGCCAACAGUGUUCAAAGCGGAGACCAAUGCAGUCAGAGAGCAGCGUUCAGGUUUUCACCAGCUUUUUCCCCCUUUGUAAGUUAUUCACUUUCAAUAGUUGCUUGCAGAACUGAUAUGGGACAUACUAAACAAGUUUACAGUAAUUAAUCGGGCUAAAAUUUCUGUCUUAAACCUUGGAAGAUGAUUUUUUGGAAGACUGUUGCACUCCUGCUGCCUUUGCUGAUAUCAGCCCAGUAUCAAGGGGACAACGGAAUAGUCGUCCCGGAGCAUGGAUUUUGCCAGCCGAUUUCAAUACCUCUGUGUACGGACAUAGCCUAUAACCAAACCAUCAUGCCCAAUUUAGUGGGCCAUUACAACCAGGAGGACGCAGGGCUCGAGGUGCACCAGUUUUACCCUCUUGUAAAGGUACAGUGCUCGCCCGAGUUGAAAUUUUUCCUGUGCUCCAUGUAUGCGCCUGUGUGCACAGUUUUGGAGAAGGCCAUUCCUCCCUGCAGGUCAAUCUGCGAGAGAGCCAAGCAGGGCUGCGAGGCUCUCAUGAACAAGUUUGGCUUUCAGUGGCCGGACCGACUGCGCUGCGAGAACUUCCCAGUGCUGGGAGAUGGACAGAUCUGUGUGGGCCAAAAUGAUUCCUCUCCCGCGACCGUCACACCCAUCACGCCUGUCCGGGGCACCCAUGACUUGACCACGGCCCCCUCACAUAGGCCUUUCCGUUGCCCGCCUGUUCUCAAAGUACCAACAUAUUUGAAUUAUAAGUUUUUAGAGGAGAAGGACUGUGCAGCUCCCUGUGAGCCCUCAAGGAGCGGUGGGAACAUGUUUUUCAGUGACAAAGAGAUUCAUUUCUCCCGCAUAUGGAUUCUGGUCUGGUCUGUGCUUUGUUGUGCAUCUACAUUAUUCACAGUAACCACCUAUUUAGUUGACAUGCAGCGCUUCAGAUACCCUGAGCGACCUAUCAUCUUCCUGUCUGGCUGCUACACUAUGGUCUCCAUAGCCUACAUAGCUGGCUACUUCCUGGGAGACAAAGUGGUGUGCAAUGAAGGCUUCAGCCCAGAAGGCUAUAAAACUCUGGUCCAAGGCACCAAAAAGGAAGGUUGCACCAUCCUCUUCAUGAUGCUCUAUUUCUUCAGCAUGGCCAGCUCCAUCUGGUGGGUCAUCCUGUCUCUCACCUGGUUCCUGGCAGCAGGUAUGAAGUGGGGCCAUGAGGCUAUUGAGGCCAACUCUCAGUAUUUUCACCUGGCAGCCUGGGCAGUGCCAGCCGCCAAGACCAUCAGCAUCCUGGCCAUCGGGCAGAUCGAGGGUGAUGUGCUCAGCGGUGUCUGCUUCGUCAGUCUCAGCAGCCUGGACCCUCUACGAGGCUUUGUGUUGGCCCCUCUCUUCAUUUAUCUCUUCAUCGGUACCUCUUUCUUGCUGGCCGGCUUUGUGUCACUGUUUCGAAUCCGCACCAUCAUGAAACACGAUGGCACCAAGACAGAGAAGCUGGAGCGACUGAUGGUGCGGAUUGGGGUAUUUAGCGUGCUCUACACCGUCCCUGCUACCAUUGUUAUUGCCUGCGUCUUCUAUGAGCAGGCCUUCCGCCCCCACUGGGAGCGCAGCUGGGUCAGCCAUAACUGCAGAAGCCUGGCCAUCCCCUGCCCUAUGCAGACCGGGCCCCGCAUGACUCCAGACUUUACUGUCUACAUGAUCAAGUACCUGAUGACACUGAUAGUGGGUAUCACCUCUGGUUUCUGGAUCUGGUCUGGAAAGACUCUACACUCCUGGCAUAAGUUUUACACAAGGCUGACAAAUGGCAAACAUGGAGAGACCACUGUGUAGAAUAAAGGGGCAUCCAAAUGUUGCUGGGACUAAUUUGUGUAUUGUUACCUGUUGCUCAUGUGAUAGGUAGGUAGCACAGUGAGUUGCUCUAGGUCUUACAGCAUUUUGUCCGCCUCAGCUUUAUAGCCACACAUGCAUGCCAAACUGAGGGUCAGGGUUUGACAAAAGGGCAAGCUGGAUAAACAAGGACUGAGUCUGACUGUCUGAACAAAUAACAAGCAUGACUAUGGAUGCCAUGUGCUGAAAUGCUCUCCCUCCCCCUCUCUUAAAGCCACCAUGAGCUCAAGGCGAGUGAUAAUCCAGCAGCCAAGAGCAUAGAGAACAGGGGAAAGAAUGCGGUGGAAGAAUGGCAGUUUAUUCUCUCUGUUAACAUGUCAAAUGUAAUUAAAUGAAAUUGUAAAUAGUAUUUGUAAAAACCCGAAAUUAUAUAUUUGUAUUUAUAGAAAGUAAAUACUUUUCCUUAUCUGCCAGUGUACCUGCUUUACUUUUGCACUGUAAGAAUGCCACAUGUCGGAAAUCUAGACAUGCUCCUUUUUUAUUAUGAUUAUUAAUUACUGGUUAUGAAUAACAUUGUUUUUUAUGCAUUAAAAGAACAUUUCAGUCAGUUGGAUGGUAUCCAAGAAGCUUUUUCAGUUUACCCCACUGUACUGUCACUCAUUUCUGCACAUAUAAUCAAAAUUAUGAUCAAAUUACUUUAAAUCUUAUGCUUGAUUUUAGUUCAAAAGGGAGAACUGAAUUGUUUUUCUUUACUUUUUCCCUUGCUAAUGUUCAGUAUUCUUCAGUAAUUAAAUAAUGUUGUGAUAAGAAGUUA